AUGCCAGCGCCUCGUCACAUCGCAAGACUCAACAUAUGUCCUCGUUGCUCUCCAUAUUCAGUGCAGGCUGCUGGCACCCGAGUCUUUCACUCUGUUGCUCCCAGGAAUAUCCCACAAGUACCGGGAGAUAAAGAACCUCCAGACAAUAAAACACUUCCAGUCGACAAAAGGAGAGCCGCAGAGAAAGCAGAACAAGGUCCACUGGCACGCCGACUAGAAGAAGCCACAGAAGAGGCCCUUUUGACGGGUGGUUCAGCUGGGCGGCGCGCAAUCGAGGAUGCCGGGUUUUCGGAUGAGCUUAAAGAGAAGCUUUUAGAUAAAAUCGCAGAUGCCAAGUUCAGAAAGCAAUACUCUGGCGCAUUUACCCAAGCAGGCAUUGCAUCGUCAACAAUCGAAAGCGGGCGGCACCGUGGCGGCUCGCAUCCUUGGACAGGGACUGAGACUACUGAAGAUGCAGUCCUCAGAAUGCUAAAUGACUCCAGAAAGCCAUUGAAGCCCGAAGAUCGAGGCAAAUUCCAGCCACCUGUUGUGGACACGCGGAUUCGACGCAGCAUACCACAGUCACCUGGUCAGAGAGCAGCCAGUGCUCGAGAUAAGGCCGGUAUGUAUGUCGGCAUGGAUAUGAAAUCAACAAAAGGCUUGAGCAGUGAAGAGAGGGAAGAAAUGAAGGCAGAACUACGAGAGCGUUUCCAGCCUGCCGCCAGGAGCGUGCCCGUCUCCAUCUCGGGUUUAACUGCAUUAGCAAAUCAGCGCAUCGAGGAUGCAAUCGCCAGGGGCCAGUUCAAAGAUUUGCCUCGCGGCAAAGAGAUGGAACAAGACCCGAGGGCAAAUAAUCCAUUCAUUGAUACCACGGAGUACAUUAUGAACAAAAUGAUACAGCGCCAAGAGAUUGUUCCUCCAUGGAUUGAAAAGCAACAAGAAUUAACGAAAACCGCAAGAAUAUUUCGUGAGCGCCUGAGGAACGAUUGGAAGAGGCAUGCCUCUAGGAUGAUAGCUUCGCGAGGAGGCUCACUCGAGGAGCAGAUGAGCCGAGCAUCAGCGUUUGCGAGCGCUGAGGCGGCCCAUAACCCACGAUUCAAAGCCGUGAGCCAAGGGGUGGUGUCUUCCAGCGCCACCUACGACCCUGUUAUGGUGAAUGGAUUAAAAGAAUUCGCAGGUAGAGAAGAGCAGACUCCGGUAGAGGGCCCAGACAGCUCGGCGGCCGUCAACCUGCUGCAAAGGCCGUUUCGUGAUGCAGCUUGGGUGCAAGCUGAAAUGGCCUAUAUGAACCUAUCAAUCGAAAAUCUUAAUAGCAUGACCAGGAGUUACAAUCUUAUGGCUCCUGAGCUCGCCAAGAAGCCAUACUUCUCACUAGAAAGGGAGCUGAACUCGUGCUAUGCGGAUGUCGCGCCGCUUGUCGCCAACGAGAUUAAGGUACGGGCGGUGGGCCGCACUACAGUCGGCAAGACACCGCAUUCGAGGGUCAAAGAUGAUUCAAAUUUUAUGGAGAAGUUAAUUGGUAAAGAUAGUGUGAAGAUUCACCUGGAGGCGGAUGAAAAGGCUUAUGGCUUGAAGGAAUGGUGGCGAGACUUCUGGCAGAGAAAGUAA
Molecule: messenger RNA, 1587 nt
Organism: Pochonia chlamydosporia 170
Lineage: Eukaryota; Fungi; Ascomycota; Sordariomycetes; Hypocreales; Clavicipitaceae
Product: DnaJ, subfamily C
Exons: 1
Coding region: 1-1587 (528 amino acids)
Source: RefSeq, a predicted model, not a curated record